AUGAACAAAACAAGAAGUACCUACCGCGCCCUCCUCCGCGAACUCCCCCGCCGACAGCUCUCCUCCCCGACGCCUCUGCACCAGCGCAUCCGCGCGCUCUACCGCGUGCCCAUCUCCGAAACCCAGCGCUCGAACCAAACAGCCGCCGAGGCGCUGAGCCACCGCCUCCAAGAAGCAGAGCAGAUGGCGCUGUAUGCGCGCGCGCAACGCACGUAUGCGGCGCUCGUCGAACGGUAUAAUCCGGGUAUGACGAUGGAUGAGAAGGAGAAGAUUAGGUUGACGGCGAGGAGGGUGGGGUGGGAUUUGCCGGUUGAGGCGGAGGGGGAGGGUCAGGCUGGGGGUCAAGGGGAGAAGAAUUGA
Messenger RNA from Aspergillus melleus, 360 nucleotides. RefSeq names its product LYR motif-containing protein. The transcript has a single exon. Gene Ontology annotation, cellular component: mitochondrial matrix. The coding region runs from base 1 to 360 and encodes 119 amino acids. The record is from RefSeq and is a predicted model, not a curated record. Gene Ontology annotation, biological process: mitochondrial proton-transporting ATP synthase complex assembly. Lineage: Eukaryota; Fungi; Ascomycota; Eurotiomycetes; Eurotiales; Aspergillaceae.